Canis lupus familiaris (dog) is the source of this 3533-nucleotide messenger RNA. RefSeq names its product MTOR associated protein, LST8 homolog (gene MLST8). Gene Ontology annotation, molecular function: protein binding. Gene Ontology annotation, cellular component: TORC1 complex; TORC2 complex. The transcript has 9 exons. The record is from RefSeq and is a predicted model, not a curated record. NCBI's taxonomy places the organism in Eukaryota, Metazoa, Chordata, Mammalia, Carnivora, Canidae. Bases 162 to 1142 code for a protein of 326 amino acids. Gene Ontology annotation, biological process: regulation of actin cytoskeleton organization; TOR signaling.
CGAUAACUCGACGCUCGGCCGCGGCCUCUAUCGACUCGCUCCGGCUCCGCUCGCAGUCCUGGGCCGCGGCGGAGCGCGGAGUCGCAUGUAAGGUGCUCUGACCUUUGACCCCCGCCUCUCCGAAGUCGGGUCCUGUGCAGGCCCCAGCCUUCUUCCCCACCAUGAACACAUCCCCGGGCACGGUGGGCAGUGACCCCGUCAUCUUGGCCACUGCGGGCUACGACCACACGGUGCGGUUCUGGCAGGCCCACAGUGGGAUCUGCACCCGCACCGUACAGCAUCAGGACUCUCAGGUGAAUGCGCUGGAAAUCACGCCAGACCGCAGCAUGAUCGCGGCUGCAGGUUAUCAGCACAUUCGCAUGUACGAUCUCAGCUCCAACAACCCCAACCCCAUCAUCAGCUACGACGGGGUGAACAAGAAUAUCGCGUCCGUGGGCUUCCAUGAGGAUGGCCGCUGGAUGUACACGGGUGGGGAGGACUGCACGGCCCGGAUCUGGGACCUCAGGUCCCGGAACCUGCAGUGUCAGCGGAUCUUCCAGGUGAAUGCACCCAUUAAUUGCGUGUGCCUGCACCCCAACCAGGCAGAGCUCAUCGUGGGUGACCAGAGCGGCGCCAUCCACAUCUGGGACCUGAAAACUGACCACAACGAGCAGCUGAUUCCGGAGCCCGAGGUCUCUAUCACGUCUGCCCACAUUGACCCUGAUGCCAGCUACAUGGCAGCCGUCAACAGCACCGGGAAUUGCUAUGUCUGGAAUCUGACUGGGGGCAUUGGUGACGAGGUGACACAGCUCAUCCCCAAGACCAAGAUCCCAGCGCACACCCGCUAUGCCUUGCAGUGCCGCUUCAGCCCCGACUCUACGCUUCUCGCCACCUGUUCCGCCGACCAGACGUGCAAGAUUUGGAGGACAUCCAACUUCUCUCUGAUGACAGAGCUGAGCAUCAAGAGCAGCAACCCAGGAGAGUCAUCCCGAGGCUGGAUGUGGGGCUGUGCCUUCUCGGGGGACUCGCAGUACAUCGUCACGGCUUCCUCUGACAACCUGGCCCGCCUCUGGUGUGUGGAGACAGGAGAGAUCAAGAGGGAGUAUGGUGGCCACCAGAAAGCUGUCGUCUGCCUGGCCUUCAACGACAGCGUGCUGGGCUAGCCUGUGCCCCCCUGGGACUGCAGGCGGCUAUGCAGGGAGCACCUGCGGAACACGUCUGCCCAGCUGCCCAGGUCAGAGUGAAGCUCCACAGCUAGCCUCCGCCAGCCUAUCCAGCUGGACCUGACUGGCCUACCCUGGCCCCUCGGCCAGCCUAGACUGGGCAGGCCAGUAUGUCCUGGGAGUCUCUCAGCUCCUCCUGGGUGCUUCUGUGGAUGUGACAAGGCUCAGGAAGCCCACCUCAGCCAGCCGGCACUUGCUUCAGGAAUUCCAGAUCCACACGGCCUAGGGGGUCUGAGGCCGGUGCCCAACCCCCAGCCAGUGCACCCCCCCCAGCCCCCCACCCUGCCCAUUUCGUGUCCUGAGGCCACAGAGAACAGCAUCACGGCCAGGUGGAGGGUUUAUUAGACCCCGCUGCCAGCCACCCUCUGUGACCGGUGACGGGGCUGGCCAGCUGGCUGGCCUGUGGGGCUGGGCAGGCUGGAACUUAGUCUGGGAGGUAAUAAAAGCAGACCGACACGCAGAUGUUGCUGGGGAAGCAGAUGUCGAUGCACAGGUAGAUCAGCCGCUGCCUCCGGGGCCCUGGAGGAAGGGGCCUCCAUGAACCCCAGAGGGCUCCUCGUCCUUCUCCCCAUACCGUUCUGCAGGAGCCCAAGCCUCACACCACCAUCCCGACUUACCCUCUGCUCGACGGGCCCAGUAAAUGGGAGUUUUCGUGCAAAGGUGCCGCACCGAAUCCCCCACCAGGGAAGGGUCCACCUUGUGGUUCCCCAGGACUGCCAGCAGCUCCUGGGCAUGGUGGGUGUCAUGGCUGGGGCCGUGAGACCCUUGAGCCUGCAGAGAAGGCUCUGGUGGGCCACGGCACAGGGGCGCUUGCGUUCCCCCUGGACGUGCCGGCCCAAUGCCAGCGGCACGCUCCGCUCUUAGCAGCCUCAGCCAAGGGAAGGCAGAACUUCUGUUCCUUGAAACCAGAGCUCCAGCCUGCCCCAGGCCUGGGCCAUACACAGGACCCUUUGUCUGGCCCCUGGCCGUGGGAAGCCUGGCCGCAUGGGGCUGCUUACCCUUGAGGUGUUCACCAGCAGCCGUAGGGUCUCGCGAUCUCGGGGCUCCAUCAGGCGGAGGAAGCAGGCCUGGUGUUCCAGGGGCCGGUAACAGACGCAGCCCUGGGGAGGCAGGCCGGUGAGUCAGGGCCACCCCAACACCUGUGGGUGCUGACCACACCCCCAGCCCACUCACGCUCGGCCCAUCGAACAGCACUGCCCAGCUGCGGUUGCUCUUCACUGAGGUCACCCAGAUGGUUGCCACGUCCCGGGCCGCAUCCACCUGGGCAGUUUGGUUGGACCAGGUUGCCCCAGGGCUUGGGAGGGUCAGACGGAGCAUCUGUAGCAGAGGCUGAGAUCAGGAAGCCAGAACUCAGCUGGGCAGGCUGGGGCAGCCCCUGACACUCCCCCCAGUUCUACUUGAGGUUUUGGACCCCUCCAGCCCUCUGGUCCUCCUGCCACUGCUCUGAGCCCUGGCUCCACGGGAGGGUUGGGAUGUCCUGCCUCUCCUUCCCCUUCCCACUGUCUGUGCCCCCAGCCAAUUCCCCAGGGGGAACUCACCUUGGGAGGACUGUGCGCAAAGCCAAGAAGCCCUCCAGCCACAGCCCCAGCAGCGGCCAGUGCUAGCAGCAGCAGCAGGCCAGGGGCUCUCCAGCCCCCAUGGCAGGGCUUAGUCUUCACCUGGGGGGCACAGUGCGGUCAGUGGGGCCAGAGCAGAGACUGGGAAGCAGGCUGGCUCAGAAAGGCCAAGGCCGAGGUAUACACAGUGGCACUGCCCUCCUGUCCCCUGCCCAGGGCAGUGCCCUGGGUCUCUGUCCUAGGAGAGGGUGCUGGGUGGUUGGAGGCACUCACCUGGACAGGCCUGGGCCCGGGACUCUCCUCGCAGCAGUGCCUCUGCUCCAUGCUGCAGCCCUGGUGACAAUGCGGUGAUUGUCUGCUGCCCCUUGGAGUCAGCUAGCGAAACCUUAGUACACCUGCGAUGAGCCAAAUAACGCUCCCGGCCCCCUCCCCUCCUGACCCCACUGCUUCCCACCAGCCCAGCCACCUGAUAUCAGGGUUAUAGCCAGGACAGCCCCCCCACUCCUUGGGGUGGGGGUGGGGGGUGCUUGUCGCUGUGCCUAGCUGCCCUGAUACCCAGCCUGUGCAGACCAGAGAGCAUGGCCGUCAUGGAAAUCAAGUCCCACAGAUUGGCACCGAGGGUGGCCCAGGCCCAAGGCAGGACGACUUUAUAGUCUGUUGGGGAGCAGACUUAAUUUUCCUCAGGAGGCUGUUCCAGUGUCUAGAGUUACUUCUAGAUUCUGAGAGCUCAGCACAUGGCAAACCAUCAAUAAAAGUGUUUUGUGAAUGACGGGCA